AUGGAGAAUAAUAAAAAACUAACACUAUGUGAAAUUCCCAAUGCAUUUAUUCAAUUUUUUAACAAUAAAGAUUAUGAAAAUAAAUCUAAACUAUUUAAUAACACAGAAACAGAUCAAUGGUGGGUAUCUGGUGAUAAAAAUGUUUACCCAUUUGCUGGUUCUGAUUCUAUUCAAAAAAGAUUAGAUGGAUUCCAAACUCUUCAAAAUGGUUAUGACAAAUAUUCAAUGACUCUUAUUGAUCAAAUUAUUGACCAUGAAAGAAGAAUUAUGUUAGUUGUUGGUAAAACUGUAUCAAUGGGAUUCGGAAUGACAAAGGAAUAUUCUAAUGAAUAUGCAUUCAUCAUAUCUGUUAAUGAAGAUGGUAAAAUUUGUGCAAUUAAAGAAUAUUUUGACCCAAGUGCAUAUUUAAAAAUGGCCCAAAGUACUCCAUCUUUGCAAGGAAUAUUCAAAAACUUUUUCCCAGAUUCUUUUGCCCCAACAUCAAGAGAUUAA
Dictyostelium discoideum AX4 is the source of this 492-nucleotide messenger RNA. RefSeq lists its product as hypothetical. The record is from RefSeq and is a predicted model, not a curated record. Bases 1 to 492 code for a protein of 163 amino acids. The transcript has a single exon. Lineage: Eukaryota; Evosea; Eumycetozoa; Dictyosteliales; Dictyosteliaceae.